AUGUCUACAGUACCCAGCCUCCGUCGGGUAAUUCCUGUAGGGAAUGUGGAUGAAAUACGAGAGGCUCGAAAAGAGCUCCUCAAGAGGCUGUCUACUAAAGAACUAGCUCAUGUUGCUGCGUUAUUUGGACAGGCUAGGUGGACAAGGGCUGACUGUUAUAAAUAUAUUAUGAAAGCCCUCGACGAUAUUGCCGGAGACUCUCUGCGCAAGAUGGUACAAGAGUUACAAGGAUCGAGAUGCAAGCAGUUGGUAGAUGUCCUUAUCUCAGUGGCGGAAUAUGAAAAGAAAUCCCGAGACGGGCUGCUUGAUAGAUCAAAAUCAAUUGAGAUCCCAGAGAUCUACCUUCCCCAGGACAUACCAAACGAGGCAGUGCCAUAUAGCGGUAACAUAAACGAAGAACAAGGUUCUUGGACGUUGGUGAGCCCCUGGGAUUCUUCCCAGAAAUUGACUUUCUACAGUCAGGAGACAGAGAAGACCCGUCUACAGUCUCGGCAAAUGCUUGAAAAGUUAACAUAUGAACCUUUAAGCACACUUUUAAAUUGCCUUUUGAGCUAUAUUGAACCACGUCUUCGACAGGUUUACUCUUAUAAGCGUGGGAUGGUCCCGAAUUGGUGGCCUCGCACUAUAAAGUUCAAUGGCAAAAACCACUAUAGCAAAGCCGCGAUUGUCGAAUUGAUAAUUUAUAUUAUAUUCGACUUGCACUCAGAAGGGUUCCGAAUUAUCCAUGCAAUAGAUGCGAUAAAAUUUCAUCCCAAGCUCACCGUCAAAGCCAAGGAGAUCGUAUAUUCAAUACUGUUCGUUCGACAGGCAGAAGACUUAUGCCGGGGGAACACGUCCAAUACGGUUCCAAAAGCAGAGGUGGUAAUAGGCAGGAGAGUUGCCCAAAGAGCACCGACAGACUCAGAAACCGAGUCAACUUUUAUACGACAGUGUAGUGGAGAAUCACAACCUUCCAUUUUCACCAGAGGCACGCUUAAAAGGUCUUACUACAUUCUCCUAGGAGUCAACGACCAAGGGAAUAUUUUCCAAUCAGUAUCGCAAUCAAUCAAUCGUGAUAACCUCAGGUUGUCGGCCGCCGUGGACAGUUUCAGGCAAGAGGUGUCCAGAGUGGAGGAGCAGCAGAGAGCUUACCUGUUGCAAGUCCAUAAUGAGUCGGAGCAAAAGGGUUGA
Molecule: messenger RNA, 1170 nt
Organism: Aspergillus caelatus
Lineage: Eukaryota; Fungi; Ascomycota; Eurotiomycetes; Eurotiales; Aspergillaceae
Exons: 5
Coding region: 1-1170 (389 amino acids)
Source: RefSeq, a predicted model, not a curated record